This is a messenger RNA of Strongylocentrotus purpuratus (purple sea urchin), 552 nucleotides long. RefSeq lists its product as uncharacterized. Lineage: Eukaryota; Metazoa; Echinodermata; Echinoidea; Camarodonta; Strongylocentrotidae. Gene Ontology annotation, cellular component: plasma membrane. The coding region runs from base 1 to 552 and encodes 183 amino acids. The transcript has 4 exons. The record is from RefSeq and is a predicted model, not a curated record.
AUGGAGGAUCGAAGGAAAUGGCUGCUUCUCUCGGCAUGUGUGAGCAGUUUUCUGCUCGCAAGCUUCAUAGGAGGUGCUGCAGGAGAUGUACCUGACGGUGUCGUUUACACGGACCUACAUAAAACAGUCCAAAAAGGGAAAGAGAUCGUUCUAACUUGCGAGUUUUAUGCAGCCCCCGUUGCCGUCUACUGGAAGAAAGGAGAUGACCCAGAACGCGGAAUUGACCUGAUCUCGUGGGCGUAUGAGGAAGAGAUCUCUGGGUCAUGUGUUAACAACAAAGCGUGUCACAUGACGGAUGAUUACUCUCUGGUUAUCGAAGAUGCUCGAAUGGCAGACCAGGGGCGAUACAUAUGCCGUGUUUCGAAUUACCUUGGUAUUCUCAUUCACAACUUCACCGAUGUAAAAAUAUAUGGUACAUGCAGAUAUACCUGGAACGAAAGACGAAAAGACGGCGACAGUAUUGAUCAGAUCCCCUACAGUCCCUACACCACGAGAUUCACAUACGACACCCCUUUCAUUCCCGGCAACCCCAGCAAAUCCCUCGAUAACUGA